Molecule: messenger RNA, 3462 nt
Organism: Mya arenaria
Lineage: Eukaryota; Metazoa; Mollusca; Bivalvia; Myida; Myidae
Product: ryncolin-2-like
Exons: 1
Coding region: 24-779 (251 amino acids)
Source: RefSeq, a predicted model, not a curated record
UUUUGCACACUCUGUCUGAAGCCAUGAUGGGAACAAGACGCUUUAUUCACGCAAUUGGUCUGUUCUGUUGGGCGUCAAACGUCGGCGCAGUCAUUAACUUUAACCCUGUGCUUAACGUGCAAGACUCGUGUGGUCCAACUGAUGUUAAACCAAAAGACUGCACAGAACUGCAAGACGCCCAAAGUCAGUCGGGUAUCUACUCAAUAUAUCCCGACCGCGCAAUGCCAAAAGGGUUUAAAGUCAGCUGCGAUAUGGACGUUGACGGCGGCGGUUGGACGGUGAUACAGCGACGUGUCUCGGACACAGACUUCUACAAGACGUGGAAUGAGUAUCAAACGGGAUUUGGUGACCUCGCAAAGAACUUCUGGCUCGGAAACCAAAAGAUUUCUAUCAUAACUUCGCAAGGCUGGUACGAACUCAGAAUUGACCUGAUGGCUACAAAUGGAGACACGCGAUUCGCUAAUUACGAAGUUUUUUCGGUGGGUGAUGCACAGAGCGAGUACACUUUGUUUGUCGACGGUUAUUCUGGAAAUGCUAAUGAUAGCAUGGCUACCCAUAACGGGGCGAAGUUUUCUACAAAGGAUCGAGAUAACGAUAAUAAUAGCGCUAACUGUGCUGAGUCAUACAAAGGGGGCUGGUGGUACAACGAUUGUCAUGAAGCUAAUCUGAACGGAGAUUUUGGAAAUACGGAAUAUGGUCAAGGCAUAAACUGGUAUCAUUGGCUUGGGCAUCGCGUCUCUCUUGCGAAAGCCGAUAUGAAAAUAAGGCGUAAAAUUUAAUUUUUCAUUCAGUUUAAACGCCACAUAGUUAAAACGUUUUCCCAAAGCACAACAUAUAGAAGGCAGAAAACUACAAAAUAAUGUACCUUUAGACUUCUUAGAACCAGUGAAAAUGUUUCGUCUCGUUUAUAUUAUACUUGCAGACAAUAAAACAAUUCCUUGAAGACACCAGUCUGAGUCCUUCUCUGUGGUCAAAGUAAAAAUAACGUAACCGGCAUAUUUCUGGAGACACGUUAUGCUUUCGGGUAAUAGGAAUACAUGUAGAUUUUAUUUUAUUUUGUUUUACGAACAUUUCUUUCAUUGCAUGCGUCUUUGUUGUACUCUCAUUUUAACAAACUACCGAUAUUAUGCAAGGCUCUGUUUUGUAUCCUAAUGGUGAACAUUGAUUAGCAAUGUAACUUUUACACGUGAAUAUCUAAUUUAUAUAUGCAUGAUUAUUUUUUCAUUGUUGAAUUGUUUCCAAAAUGGACCAUGUGGCAUUAUCUAUUCUUUUUGAAGUAUUAGGACUUUUAAAUGACGAGCACUCAUUUGAGCCUAACAUUUUUGUUACGUGUUCAAAUUGUUCCAAUGCGAAUUCCGUUGUAGUGUCAGUCAGUGAAUUAGUGGGAAAUGGCCUUAAACGUUUGGUCAUUAGCGGUGAGUAUGGUCUCUUAGUGUCGCGGUGUUUAUAUAUUAAGAACGUUUUCAUGUAUUACAUCACAGAGUCAAUCUCUAACUAAUUUCACGAUUUGUUUUAUGUCGUGUCAAAGAUAGAGUCAAUUUAAGAUUAUGAAUUUAAAUUAUACUGGUAAAAAGCAUUUCCUGAACUAGUCAUUACGAGUUACAAGUAAUGUCACAGAUAGUCAUUAUCUAUAAUUGAUAUAUGAACCACUGGCCCAUGCUUACACAUUUACUUUAUAUUCAUUCAUAUUUAUUCGUACGUUUACAAUUGCUUCACUUUUAUCACAAAAUUUAACAUAAAAAAUUUCCUUUCGAUUACAUUUGUUUUCCUUGUCCUUGAUGUAUUCUCAAAACACACCAAGAAAAUCGAUCAACAUUUUGUUAGGCGUAUGUAAGUUAUGGAAGCGUAUAGACGUCUUCAAUGUUCAAGUCAUUUGAAUUUCAAGAGAAUGCAUAUUUUUAGCUCGACUAUUCGAAGAAUAGGUGGGCUAUACUACUCGCCCCAGCGUCGGCGUCGGCGUCGGCGUCUGGUUAAAGUUUUACGGCAAGUUGGGAUUUUCACUUUAUAAGUCCAAUACCCUUUAUUCAAUUGACUUAAUACUUCACACAGUUGUUCAGGGCCAUCACAUGAUGAGGUUAGAUAACUCCAUAUUAUUCUUUAUACAGAUUAUGGCCCCUGAUUGACUAUGGAACUUAGGUUAAAGUUUUAGGCCAGGUUGGGAUAUUUAUUAGUAACUUCUAUACCCUUUGUUCAAUUGACUUAAUACUUCACACAGUUGUUCAGGACCAUCACACAAUGAGGCUACAUAACUCCAUAUUAUCCUUAAUACAAGUUAUGGCCCCUGAUUGACUUAGGUUAAAGUUUUAGGGCAGGUUAAAGUUAUAGGGAAAGUUGGGAUUUUCACUUAAAAGUCAAAUACCAUUCAUUCAAUUGACUUAAUACUUCACACAGUUGUUCAGAGCCAUCACAUAAUGAGGUUAGAUAACUCCGUAUUAUCUUUUAUACAAAUUAUGGCCCCUGAUUGACUAUGGAACUUAGGUUAAAGUUUUAGGGCAGGUUGGAAUAUUUAUUAAUAACGUCUAUACCCUUCAUUCAAUUGACUUAAUACUUCACACAAUUGUUCAGGACCAUCACCCAAUGAGGUUACGUAACUUAUUAUCCUAAAUACAAGUUAUGGCCCUUGAUUGACUAAGGUUAAAGUUUAAGGUCAGGUUAAAGUUUUAGGGCAAGUUGGGAUUUUAAUAAAAACACUUCUAUACCCCUCAUUCAAUGCACUUAACACUUUGCAGAAUUAUUGACAACCAUCUUACAACAAGGAACGUAACUCCAUUUUAGCCAUUAAUACAAAUUAUUGCCCUUGAUUUUUUUUUCUUUUUCUUUUAAUUUCUUUUAAAAGGCACAUUUUAAUAUUCCUAACCACAUUUUCAUUAAGGGUAAACAAUUAUUUUAUUAUUAUUACUUUUUUUUAAAUUUCUUUUGAAAGGCACAUUAUGAUAUUCCUAACCACAUUUUCAUAAAGGGAAAACAAGUUAUUUGAUGUUUGGGCGUGCUGGUGUUCGGGCAGCGUCAAAGUCACCAUGGUUGAUAUACUGUGACCAAACAUGAUAUGUAGGAAGAGUUUAUGGAGGUCUUCCAUGGGAUUGUGUUUGGGGCCAUUAGGAUCAAGGUCACUGUUGCAAAAAUAGAAGAAAUCAUCUUCUGCCAAUCAUUAAACACCUGGUUUUGUCACAUUGCGAUUCUUGUUCACUUUUUAAUUUGAUUGUUUUAUUGCUUUUGACAGGUACAUAUUACAUCGUUAUUGUAUUCACUUCUAAGUCAAAGCGACGUAGUCGAGCGCGCUGUCUUACGACGGCUCUUGUUGUUUUAUGUAAGUCAUCCAAUGAGAAACUGAUUAAAUAUUAUUGAUUUAUUUUUCUUAAAAAAUGGUGUUUUGUACAUAGUUAUUUGUAACAAUUACAAAAAAAUGAAAUAUGAAUACUAUUAUUUGUGUAAUUAUCAAUAAUAAAUAUAUCCGACAAUGAA